AACCAGUUAAUGACGGCGCUCGAAAACAAACAUGGCGGAGAGAGGCGGUGUAUUGCAAAGUGUCUGAGUUGUACGGAAGCUCGACAUGUUGGCGUUAUAAAUCCCUCACAUCUCUUAUUCCAGGAUGGCUUCAUUUGAAGAAUUUGAGGGGGAGUUUGAUGCUUAUGAGUAUGUGGAGCGUCUGGCAAGCACUGUGGAUGGUGGAGGGUCAAAAGGUGGAGCUGGAGCUUUUGAUCCUAGAACUUUGUGUGACGUGUUUGAAAAAACUAUUAAAGAACUGACAGCUCUAGAUGAGAAGAUGCAGGGAAGAAUUAACAAACUUGAAGAACUCUGUGGGAAAGAACAGGAACAACACAAACAGAAAUCUCGAGAACUGGAAUCAACUUUUAAGACUGCAUCUUCCCUCUUUCAAGAAUUGGAUGACCGAAUAAACUAUGUGGCUACCAAAGUGGUUCAUCUGGGAGACCAGUUGGAAGGAAUCAACACUCCAAGGUCCAGAGCGAUUGAGGCGCAAGAACUCAUGAAAUAUUUCGAUGAGUUUGCUACAGGAAAACAUGUUUCAACUGUGUUUAGUGACCAGUUUAGGAUUCAUGAAGCAGCAAACAUCAUACAAAAGCUGGCACUUAUUGCCCACGAACUUCCUGCUGAGAGGUUUAAAGAUGUCCAAGAAAGAAUCAAAGAAUGCCAUGAUAAAGUGGAAGUCGCUUUGAUUGAAGAAUUUGAAGAAGCCCAUCAUCAGGGAAAUAUCAGUGGUAUGAGAGAUUGUGCAGAGACAUUGCUUCCCUUCAAGGGCUACUCUCACUGCAUUGAUUCCUUUAUCAAACAAAGUCAGAAGGGUCAGUUCCUGUCUUCUGAUGUAUUUCAAGAUGUGAUACCGCUCUGUGAACGGGUUCAUAGCAUGGUUAACAAAGUUUUUAGCAAUAAUGCUGAAGUUGUAAUGGGAAAGCUAGUGCAGAAUAUUCAUGAGGAUGUGCUCAAGAAACAUGUGGAUUCUCAACUCAGAAACUAUGGCUCAGACAAGGAACAGUCACUGAAAAACCUUCAGAACUUGUACGAAAGGGCCAAGAAACUUGGAGAAAAACUCUCUGGUUACAAACUUGGAUCAGAUUCCAAUUUUCUGGAAAGACUGAGAAAAAAUUUAUUCAGUGAAUACUUAUCAUCUUACAUCAAAACAGAGUUAACUUUCCUGUCAGAGAAAUCAGCUGCUAUUUUGGAGAAGUACUACCAUUCUAUAAACCAUGAAAAAAGGGACAGGAUCACUGGUGCGAGUCUUUUGAGUACGGAAUUGACCAAAAGGAUACCACUCAGAAUGCACGCGAAUUCCAUGGACUCCAGUAAAGAGACUACUCUUCUGUCUCAAGAUGUGGCUGUUAGUCUUUUGCAAGAAAAUAAAAUGGCUUUGAAAAGAUGUGAGCUGUUGUCUUCUCCGUCUGACAUGGCAGCAAAUGGAGUGGAAAUCUAUCAAAAAUUGCUAUACAAUCUGUGUACCGAGCACAUUGACUACGCACUCAACGUCACCUUCCAAGCAAUACCCUCAGCGGAACCUAAGGCACCGCCGGAGAGCCUGUUUUUCAAAGUGUCUGAGCAAGCCAAUGCCAUCUUUCAUCUGUUUGAGAAACAUUUCACGGACUGUGUGAUAGGACUAGUCGCAUCUUCGCCAGUUUAUGCCGAAUGCGUCCGAAAGAAGAAGGCAAUAAUGGAAAUGAUGGAAAGCAAACUGGACUCUGGUAUAGACCGGAUUCUCACGUCAAUGUCAGGUUGGAUUAAGAAUAUUUUGUCAACAGAGCAGAAGAAAUCAGAUUUUAGACCUGAAGAACAUGGAGUAGGACUUGUGGAGAGGACGACGGCGUGCGCCAAGACUUGUGAAUUCAUUUAUUCCCAGCGGAAGUUCAUCCAGGAAUCGAUGGAUGGAAAGAACUUGGAGUCGGUUCUCACAGAAUUCGGCACACGAAUUCACCGUCAGGUGUUUGAACAUCUACAACAAUUUCAAUACACUUCAAUAGGAGGAAUGGUGGCGAUAUGCGAUAUAAGCGAGUACAGGAGCUGUAUCAAGGAGUUCAAGAUCCCCCUGUUAGUCAAAUUAUUUGACAAAUUAUACUCGCUCACGAACUUAUUAGUCGUCCAACCAGAAAACCUGAAACAAGUCUGUUCAGAAGAGCAAUUGGCAACGCUAGACAAAGCUGUUUUACAACAGUUUGUACAACUUCGAGUUGAUUACAGAACAGCCAAACUGUCCAAGCACUUCAUGUGAUCCUCACCAAAGAAGGCUGCAACUUUUUCACUUUUGAUGUCUUAGUCCACUCUAUUCUAUAGGUCCAAGAGUCCUCUCCAUUUGAU
Molecule: messenger RNA, 2337 nt
Organism: Pocillopora damicornis (cauliflower coral)
Lineage: Eukaryota; Metazoa; Cnidaria; Anthozoa; Scleractinia; Pocilloporidae
Product: exocyst complex component 5
Biological process (GO): exocytosis; Golgi to plasma membrane transport
Cellular component (GO): exocyst; cytoplasm
Source: RefSeq, a predicted model, not a curated record